Messenger RNA from Lactuca saligna, 1695 nucleotides. The record is from the annotation of a GenBank genome assembly. NCBI's taxonomy places the organism in Eukaryota, Viridiplantae, Streptophyta, Magnoliopsida, Asterales, Asteraceae.
AUGGAGAUCAGUGGCGAAAUCCCGGAACGUGACAAUGCAAAUUCGACGCAUCCACGAGGAACAAGAACAUCAUACGGGUACCAUAUUGAACCAACAAGUGGAUCGAGAGAACAUUACGGACCACCUAGACUCCUUAAAGGAGAGAUGGUUGCCAUGGGACAACAAAUCCUUACAGCUAAAACUAUGACAGUCGUAGCGGAACAAAGAGCGGAGGAGGCCACUUGCGAGUUGUGUGGGAUGUCAGGGAACCUUAUAUGUAUGACUUCCAUACACACACAAUCACCGAGCAUCCAUUCAUUUCCUUUCCAGAGAGAGAAAGUAGAGAGAGAAUUAAACUUUUUCUGUCUGUCAUCUCUGCAACUUUCCAACAUUUCUCUCACCUUUCCUCUGUUCUUCACCUCUUCAAGGUUGAAUUGGAUAUGCAGAGGGUUUGUAUUGAUCUUCGUGGGCCCAAUUUCUCUUGCUACCAAUCCUGCAGAUGUCAGUGCGAUAAAUAAACUGUAUGUUGCAUUGGGAUCUCCACUACUCCCUGGAUGGACAGCUAGUGCUGGAGACCCGUGUAUCGAGGGUUGGCAGGGUGUUGCAUGUGACCCUACUAAUACAAACAUCUUAUCAAUAACUGUUAUUGGUGCAAAUAUAGUAGGAGAACUUGGUGAGAGCCUAGGAUCUUUUACUUCACUUCAAAGCAUAGAUUUGAGCAAUAAUCAUAUUGGGGGUUCCAUUCCAACUGAAUUUCCUGUUACCAUUAUGAAUAUUUUUCUUGCAGAUAACAAUUUCACGGGAAGCAUUCCGGUUUUUCUAACCUCUCUAACACAAUUAACAGCCUUGUCUCUAAAUGAUAACAAUUUAUCAGGAGAAAUACCGGAUUCCUUUGAAGGCCUUACGGGUUUGGUUAAUCUUGAUUUGUCUAGUAAUGAUUUGAGUGGAGAAUUACCUUCCUCUUUACAACAUUUAUCUUUUCUAACUACUUUUCAUUUGCAGAACAAUCAACUCUCUGGGACUCUAGAUGUUCUACAAGAUCUUCCAUUGACUGAUCUGAAUGUAGAGAAUAACAUGUUCAAUGGACCUAUACCUGAAAAGUUACUAGCCAUUCCUAUUUUCAGAAAAGACGGGAACUUAUUCAAUACCACAAGUGCAGCUCCACUAUCUCCACCUACAUCCCCAAUCCCACUCACGCCCCCAGGCACCACCGGAACGCCUUUUUUCCCGUCACCUCGACAGACACCCGGGAAACAAUCGCCACCUGGCAAACAAACACCAUCACAACAAGCGGAUGGUCCAUCGUCAAAUGAAGGGUCGAAAUCUAGCUCCACAAAUAAGUCAUGGAGUUCUAAAAAGAAAGUUUGGGUGUCAAUUGCAUCGAUAUUUGGUUUUAUAGUUUUGGGAUUACUCUGUCUGCUAUUUAUACCACCUUGCUUUAGAAGAAAACGACUUCCCGGUUUGAUGAACAAGCGACAUGAGAUCGCUCCGUAUAACCGCGAGAGUCAUAUGGAGAAUGGGCCUUUGGCUCAACCACCUAAUCAGGUUGAUAAAGCACCCCCCAAAGAAGGCGGCAAUUCCACCACCAAAGGAGGAGCAACAACAACUGCUUUCACCACCACCACCACCACCACCACCACGAAGAACAGUUCCAAUGCAAAGAUUCACCGCCUUACCAAAGCAAGACAGUCAGGAGAUAGAUUUCACCAGAUUUGA